This is a messenger RNA of Lichtheimia ornata, 783 nucleotides long. RefSeq lists its product as uncharacterized. The coding region runs from base 1 to 783 and encodes 260 amino acids. Gene Ontology annotation, biological process: positive regulation of transcription by RNA polymerase II. Gene Ontology annotation, molecular function: DNA-binding transcription factor activity; protein dimerization activity. The transcript has 2 exons. The record is from RefSeq and is a predicted model, not a curated record. NCBI's taxonomy places the organism in Eukaryota, Fungi, Mucoromycota, Mucoromycetes, Mucorales, Lichtheimiaceae. Gene Ontology annotation, cellular component: RNA polymerase II transcription regulator complex.
AUGUCGUCAUCGUCAAGCUCACAUCCGCCCAAUGCAACAACCCAACAAGCUUUUUAUUCCGAUGACCCUUCUUCUUUAUGCAUCCCUAUUGAUGAAAGCUAUGCCUCAUCGACAAUGCUUCAGGAGAUGCUUCUUCAGCAGAUGCAGCUGGUUAGUCCUCAACAAGAAACACGCGAUAGUAGUGCUGUUACCACCGAUCCAGGAUUACCUUCUGCUGCUAUGCCAGCAGCCGUAAAAGAAGAAAUGUCGCCACAAACCAAGCAAUCAUUGAGACGUCGGAUUCGCAAUGCUGCACCAGAACGACGUGCGGUACAUAAUGCCACAGAACGUGCGAGACGCGAGUGUUUGAAUGGCAAGUUCCAGUUAUUGGCAACGAUGCUACCCAACUUGCAAAACUUUCGUAAACCAUCCAAAAGCCAAAUCAUUGAAAAAGCACUUGAAUGGGUCGAGCACACUAUGUACAAUGAAGAGCGCUAUGCAUGGCAAAUGCAACAGCUGGAGCAAGAGAACAACUGGCUAAGGGAGCAUCUUCAUAAACUUGGAGUUGAAUACCAGCAAUACAAUGGGCAACAACAACAACAGCAGCAUUGUCCCACACCCUUAACUUCAUUGCCUUCGCCUCCUCCAAGUAUCACGAGUGCCACCAGCACAGCUAAGAGCACCAUCAAUAACGCUCACUUGCCGCCUUCAUUAUCGUCCCCUAGUGAGUAUGGCAAAACGUCAACAAUGGAUUCUCGGAACAACGGUCAUUUGGUUACACCGCACUCCUCUUUGUCUCAAUGA